AUGGAAAUGCGUGCAAGGUACCUGGAAUGGGAGAGGAUUCGGCUGGAGCAAGAGGUGGAGCAGCUCACCCUGAAGCAGGUGCAGCCCUUGCAGGUCUUAGCUAUUGCAUUGCUCCUGGUCCUUGCCUUGGUCCUAUUGUUGAUGGGGUGCAAAAGGAGCCUGAGGAGAGAAGAGUAUGAAGAAGAAAACUAUGGUGCAAAUGAAGAGGAAGUCAGAAAUGGGGAUGCACAUGAAGAAGUAGAUGUUGGAAAUGCAGAAGAAGAAGAUGAUGCAAAUCGGGAGGAAGAUGGCAAUGUACAGGAAGACGGCAAUGUUGCUGCAAAUGGAGAAGAUAAUAUUGAAAAUGAAGUUGUCAAUGAGGCUGCAAAUGCAGAAAACAAUGACCUUACAAUUGCAGUCAGAGAGAAUGAUCUUGCUGAUAAUGUUGGAAGAAUUCUACUGGAACGCAUACAGUGGCCUGUACAGGACCUGCAGAAAGGCUGUGAGUGGACAACGAAUCUCAUGGAUAAUUAUGCACUUUACUUUGGACACAUCUUAUCAAACAGCUUCUACCCAGUCCUGCAACGAGCCAUCGGGGUGGGCAGUGCCUUUGAAGGUUGGAGUCCCCGUGAGCAGGAUGUUGUGUACCAGGUGCUCAUCCCCAUGACUCCUCCCCGAGGCCACAGCUUCCACCUGGAGCUGGACUCUGCAGAGCAGAGGCACGUGAGGAACUUCCGUGUCCGCGUGCAGCUGGAGUGCACCUGCACGGAGGAGCAGGGUGAGAUCAUGCUGUGCUUCCUGCACCACCCCGAGGAGGAGCUGAGGAGGAAUCAGGAUCCCAGCCUCCUUGACACCCUGUGCACUGACUCCUACCUCGAUGUGGAGAAGACUGCCCGCUGGUUCUACCAGCUGGUGAGAGCAAUCUGGCCAGCUUUGCCUCAGUCACAAAAUUGGCAUUUAAUGCUGCUGCCUUCCAGACGCUCUUGCCAAUUCAAGGUGUCCAAUGGCAGAGAAAGCUUCAGGAUCGAGAUGCUGUUUGGGGUUCGGAGAGGUGACUCCGAUGUCUUUGUGAGCAGCCAGCCUAGAGAGGCCCAUACCCAAAGCACCACCUGGCCUGAGACUUACACUGUGGCAGAGACUGAAUUCUUCAAACACGUUGCCAAGCAGGCACCUCCUGACAGCUUGCACCUAAAAUGCCUGCAGUUCUUCACCCGUCUUCUGCUGGGCUUGGGUUUUUCCACCUACACCAUUAAGACCAUUGUCAUGCACCUGCUCAAUGUUGUGCCCGUGUCACAGUGGCGCAGAAGAGAUUUUCUGCAGCGACUGAUGGAUAUAAGCGAGAGCCUGUGGUUAUGUGUGCAAGCCAAGUGCCUCAACCACUUCAUUGUGGGUAACCAGAGGCUGCCUCAGGACAUCCGUUUGCCCCCAGAUGUUCAAAUGGGUCAGACGUACAAUCUCUUCCAUCGCCUGGCAGAAGACUCAGCUGCCCACACCCAGGCGAUAAGUGAGUAUCGGGUUCUUCGAAAGUGGUGCAAAAGAAUCCUUGUCGGUGAACAUUGA
Messenger RNA from Sturnus vulgaris (Common starling), 1539 nucleotides. Lineage: Eukaryota; Metazoa; Chordata; Aves; Passeriformes; Sturnidae. The record is from RefSeq and is a predicted model, not a curated record.